Molecule: messenger RNA, 1020 nt
Organism: Trypanosoma conorhini
Lineage: Eukaryota; Euglenozoa; Kinetoplastea; Trypanosomatida; Trypanosomatidae
Product: nucleosome assembly protein
Exons: 1
Coding region: 1-1020 (339 amino acids)
Biological process (GO): nucleosome assembly
Cellular component (GO): chromatin; nucleus
Molecular function (GO): chromatin binding; histone binding
Source: RefSeq, a predicted model, not a curated record
AUGGCACACGACCACGACAGCGAUGACGAGACGCCCAGUGCGUUUCAGAAGUACUUCAACCCCAACUACUCCGCGGAGUUUAUGAGCAAGCUUCCUCAGCGCCUUCAGCAGCGUGCGAAGGUUCUCAUGCACUACCACGAGGAGUACGAGAAGCUGCGCAAGGGCUUCGAGGACAAGGAGACGGCACUGCGCCGCACUUACGACAAGGUGUUCCUUCCUUUUUACGAGCGCCGCGAGGAGAUCGUUUCCGGCGUCCGCGAACCCACCGAUGAGGAGGUCGCAAAGGGGUUUCCUAGCGAGCACGAGGGCAAGGUUGACAUCACGGUCGCGAAGGCGGAGGACGGCAAGACCGUCGCGGGUCUCCCUGGAUUCUGGCUUCGUGUGCUGCAGAACCACGUGGUCUCUGAUUCCCUGAUUGAGGAAUACGAUGAGCCGGUGCUCAAGCAGCUGAAGGACGUGCGCUCGGGUGUCUUGGAGGGCGCGUAUGGCAGCUUUGCCGUCGUCUUCGUUUUUGGGCCCAACGAGUUCUUCAAGGAGGAGACGCUUAUGCUGGGCGUCAUGCACAAGGAGGACGGCGUGAAGAUUAUCCGCUCCGCGCCCACGUGGAAGCCGGGCAAGGACGUGACGGUAGAAACCAUCCGUAAGAAGGUGGGCGGCAAACGCGGCAAGGGCGCCACGGCGAAGUCCAUCACUGCCCCACGGGACUCCUUUUUCAACAUCUUUAAGGAGCCCUCGAGCACUGACGGGGAAGAGGAAGACGACGAAAGCAUGGACGAGCAGGUUGAACAGCUGCUGCACGUUUUGCACACCCGCAUUGUUCCAUGCGCCGUGAACUUCUACACAGGUGAGGCCCCUGACGGCAGCAGCGACCUAGACACGGACAGCGACGGCAGCGAGGAGGAGGAGGAGGAAGAAGAGGAGGAGGAGGAGCCGGAGCCGCCCAGGGGUGGCCCGAAGGGGCGUGGGGGCCGCGGCGGCAGGAAACCGGCCGGCGCAGGGCAGGAGUGCAAGCAGCAGUGA